Messenger RNA from Spinacia oleracea (spinach), 1166 nucleotides. Its product is annotated as DNA-directed RNA polymerase V subunit 5C. The record is from RefSeq and is a predicted model, not a curated record. Gene Ontology annotation, biological process: transcription by RNA polymerase II; tRNA transcription by RNA polymerase III; transcription elongation by RNA polymerase I. Gene Ontology annotation, molecular function: DNA binding. Bases 176 to 835 code for a protein of 219 amino acids. The transcript has 4 exons. NCBI's taxonomy places the organism in Eukaryota, Viridiplantae, Streptophyta, Magnoliopsida, Caryophyllales, Amaranthaceae.
CUUUUUGGCUUUCUUGCCCUCCUUGUAGCGUGGUGUUGGUAAUAGUGUACUAUUACUACGACUACAGUACUACUUCAAAAGCGUCCAUCUUCCUUUCUAUUCCAUUCCAUUUAAAACUCCCAAAAACAGCAAAAUUCGGACAAUUCAAGAGAAGAGAGAGAGAAAAAGCGAGAAAAUGGGUAACAAUGGCGAAAUCGGCAACUGCUUAACCCAGUUUAUUGACACGGGAAGCGUCGAGAGUCAUAGGUAUUUCUUGGCACGUAAAACCCUCUUUGAACUUCUCAACGACAGGGGUUACACUGUUCCUUCCUCCGAGUUAAAUCGCUCUCUCCCCGAGUUCCGCGCUGAGUUUGGGGAGAAACCUGACCCGCUUUCGCUCCGCAUUUGCGCUCCUCUCCGAGCUAACCCGUCUACUAAGAUUUUGGUCAUCUUUGGUGGAACUGAGGAAAUAAAAAAAGGCAACAUCCUUACUAUCUUCAGUCAAAUCAUUAACAAAGAUAGCUUGCACCGGAUUAUUUUAGUCCUGCAAAACAAAAUGAAUCACCAUGCUCGGAAAGUUGUUGAUGACUACCCAGUCAAAACAGAGAUUUUUCAGAUCACUGACUUGAUGAUCAACAUCACAAAGCACGUCCUGGCACCAAAACAUGUAAAGCUGAGUGUUCAGGAGAAGGAACAUCUGCUAGAGAAGUACAAGUUAGAGGAUUACCAGAUGCCGCGCAUGCAGGGGAAUGAUGCUAUUGCACGGUACUAUGGGUAUGAGAAGGGUGAAGUCCUGAAAGUCAGCUACACUGGUGGACUGCCCAACUCCAUGGUUAAUUAUCGCUGUAUUCUCUGAUGACUGGUGUCCCACACUUGAAAACUUUGUUGGUAACCACUCAAACAGUUAACAAGUGUAGUCUGCUUUAAUACAAGUCUUAACAUCUUACAAAAACUAUAACAAGUCAUCUUAUGCUCUAUCUAUUCUGUGUAUUUGGUGCCGGAACUUGAAUAUGUAGUACAAGAACUAACAUUUUGGCGUCUUUGAUUUUUGAACAAAUUUGUUGCUUUAUCAUCCGUUUGGUAGCCGCGAUAAGCCGACAAUAAAUGGUGUUAAUGAAAUAAGUUUGUACUCACCGUGUUCUUCAAAGAUUGCACCAUAUAAUUUAUGUCUAUAUUUGUUUGUCUUA